Molecule: messenger RNA, 4212 nt
Organism: Hypanus sabinus (Atlantic stingray)
Lineage: Eukaryota; Metazoa; Chordata; Chondrichthyes; Myliobatiformes; Dasyatidae
Product: lebercilin-like protein
Exons: 8
Coding region: 468-2519 (683 amino acids)
Biological process (GO): intraciliary transport
Cellular component (GO): axoneme
Source: RefSeq, a predicted model, not a curated record
UCUGGCAGCUUCGGACCAAGACUUACUGAUAUAAUGAUGCAUUCGUCGUCCACUUUCUCGCAUUUUGAAUUGAAAGAAAAGAAAACAGUCAAGAUCGUGUCUUCAAUUCAUUUUUCCCCUUUGGGAAAUGAGAGCGAUUAUGUCUUUGUCCGGCCCCCUGGAGAUAACUCGGAGCGCAAUUGCGCAGAUCGCUGCUCCACCCGUUUCCAGGGAGAUGGAACUAAAUAUUUGAUGGUGUGUCCAUUCGAUUCACCGUCCACUGUUCCGCACUCAUUCUUGCAGCGAGGAGCACACUUCAAUGUUAGACGUCCCAUGGACGUUUCAUGUCUCUUCCAGCGUCGUCUCUCCUACAGCAGAUCGGAACUGUGUAUGAUACUAUAUUUUUCAGAACAACCCGUGUUAUUGGAGGUUUUACUGUGAAAUCCAACAUGAAGAAGACUUAAUCAACAAAGAUUAUAUUCCUGACCAUGGCCAGUGAAGAGGAUUUGCAGAGCAGUCCCUCAGAUCAUUCCCCGAGAAGACAAAUCCAAAGCUGUACUUCCAGUAGCAGCAAUUCCAAUAACAAGACAAGCAAAGGCACCAAGAGCAGCAGUUCUCAAAGAAACAGCGAACACACGGAAUACUCGGAGGACUUUGAUGAUCGCAGCAGCAGUGCUGAGUCAUUUCAAGGAGAAGAUGAGAAAAGAAAACUGCAGGAGACAAUGAAUGAAACAGUUGAGAAAAACAACAACAUGAGCUUUCAGAAAACAGUACAAACUAAACCAAGGUUUAAAGUGCUGCAAAAUUGGAACCAGUCUACAUUGAAGAAUAAAUCACAAAAAAUUACUAAAAUGAACACCGGGGAGCUGGGUAAUGAUUCAGUUACCCGCCACAUCCUGUCAGCCAGACUGAACAAAACAAAGGAGUUGAAGAAUGAGGUGUAUGACCUCCAGAGAGAGCUGAAAAAUGCCAGGUUGGAGAACAAGCUGCUCAGAAGGCUUCAGUACCGCCACAUGAAGGCCCUGGUGAAGUUUGAGAACGAGCAGAACAAUUUGCCCCAGUUAUUAACCAGGCACACAAACGAGGUACAAAUGUUGAAGGAGAUGCUGCGGAGGUCAAAGGAGCAGGACCGGUACGUGUCGAAGCAACUAAAAGAGGCAGAGUCGGAGCUGUGGAAAACAAAGAACACGCUACAGAAGCUAAAGACUAUCUGUCAAGAGAAGGACUUGGAAGAGCGGGACGAGCUGACCUGUAAACUGACUGAGCUGACAAAGAAACUUGAGGCUGAUGAACAUAAGAUCCAGGACUUGGAGAGAAUUCUGGAGUUAAAAGGUAAAAGUUUCAAUCAUCAGCUGGCAGCAGAACACAGAAAGACACGGGAGGCACUUGAUCAGAUAAAGAAGCUCGAAAUGGAACAACGCACUCUGAACCAAACGCUGACGGAGAAAGAAAGGCUCUUGGAAGCUCGGAAUAUCUAUGCUAAUCGGAUCACGAAGAAUAACUCAUCAUCACCAAGACAUAAAGCAAACAUGGCCAAAGCAAUACAGACUGAAGAACAUAUUUCUCCCAUCAAUUCCUUUUCUCCACACAAUGUCCUUCCAAACUUAGAGAAGAAGACCAUCCACAGUGAGAGGGAGGUUCUGAGAGACGUCGACGAUGAAGACAAAGGAUCAAUUAUACAAUUCAUAAAGCACGACAAUGAAACAGAAUCUGAGGUAGUGAAAUUAAGAAAAGAAUAUGAGCAGGCAGAGAAGAGAUGGAAAGAGAUGGUCGAGAAAGAUAUCUUGGAAAACCUGGAAAAGGAAAAAAGGGAAAAGCAGGAGAGAGAGCGAGCUGCCCAAAUUUUGAAGGAAGCCUUUGAGAGUAAAGAAUCAGGGGAACAGGAGGAGACCAUGUCGAUGAAGGAAGGAGAACAGCAAAAUGCUGAGAAAGCCAGAGAUGAAUCACCGCUAGAUGAUAUAAUCAAGGAAAUAGAUGAGGCCUUUCCAUUGUCUGACAACUCCAGUAGAGCUCCUUCUUGGCUCAGAAGACGUUACAGGUUCACAGAGCAAACCGAAAAUCUCCACAAAGGGCUUCCUGUCUGCAAGCUAUCAUGCGUGACCCAAAAUAACAGCAAAAGACGACAAGAAAGGCCAGAAAAUGAGGAGUUGAUGGAUCUGGGCUCUUCAUUCAGGAGUUACGAGCCGUCCUUUGGGAAGUUUUGCACCCGGGUGAAUGAACUGAGGCAACACGUAGGGGAUGGACAAAGUUCAAAACCUGAGAACUGUUUUCCAUCACUUUCAAGGAACGACAAGAAAAGCAGCCUCAUGGAAACAUUAUUUCAAUCAGGCGACUCUUUAGAAAGUGAAACCUCUAAGGACAGUGAAGCUAAAGCCUCUGAGAAACUAAAGCAACUACAAAGAAAUAAACAGUCAAGUCGAAUUCAGGUUACCAAUCAAAACAGAUUGAAUCUUCUGGAUCCUGACUUGCUGCCUGUAAGGAUGUUGGAAUCAUCCACAGAUGAAAGUGAUAAGCUUGCUAUACAGUCAUUAAAUAAAUAAAAGUAAAACUUCUGUUUGCUAAUUUCUAUUAAAUUUAAGGUUGUUGAAGUUCAGAUCACUUAAUUUUUUUAAUUUUCCCCAGCAAACAACAGUUGUCAUUUACCAUUACAUGGUUAAUAACACAAGACAUUAAAAAAAGAUUAAAAUAAUAAAAAAGAGCAUAAAAAGAGAUAAAAAAGAUAAAAAGAAAAAAGAUUCAGAUGAUUAAAAAAGAACAUUAUUGAUAUCUAAAUAUCAAUAAUGUUAAAGAUAGUGAUAAGGAAAAGGGAGGAAGAGAUGUGUUACUGAUAAAGGAGAACAAUGCAUUGUUGGAGAGAGAUGUCUCAGAAAAAUCUAUCCAAUUAGUUAGGAAAUAUAGAGUUAAGAAAUAACAGAAAUGAGUUUACCCUAGAGGUCAUGGGUUAAGGGGGAAAUGUGAAAAUUUUAAGGGGAACAUGGGGGGGGGGGGAAACUUCUUCAUUCGGAGGGUCAUGAGGGUGAGGGAUGAGCUGCCAGUGCAAGUGGUGCAUACGAGGUCAAUUUCAACGUUUAAGUGAAGUUUGGAUAGGUAUGUGAACGGUAAGGGUAUGGAAGGCUGUGGUCCUGGCGCAGGUGGAUGGAAAUAAGUAGUUUAAAUGGGUCUAGGACUAGAGUGGUAGAAUGGCCCAUUUCUGGGCUUUGAUUUCUGUCACUUUAUGACUCCCAGGUUCAGUAUAUAGUCCAUGAACUAGGAAGGAGAAAUACUGGGAGCAAAUUUGCAGGGAAAUUACUGACAGGAACAUAAGCAAUAGAAGAAUAAGGGAAUAUUUUUUACCCAAACACAGACAAUUACAAAAGAAACAAAAAUGGAGGGGAGUUCCUAAAUUUCUAAAUUCCUGAACAGAUCCUCUUAAGUCUGUUCAUUUCUGGUUCUACAAGGAAGGCAGCAUAAUUCUGUAAAAUGAAACAGAUCAUUUGGAGAAAGCAUCAUUGGACAAACAUUUAAGAGAUAGCUACCUGUAUACAAAACCUAAUGAUAUAAUGAUUGCUGUGGAAAAGGUUAUUGACUAGUCUGCAAACAAGAGAAAAUCUGCAGAUGUUGGAAAUCCGAGCAUCACACACAAACUGCUGGAGGAACUCAGCAGGCCCGGCAGCAUCUAUAGAAAAAAGUAUCUACCUCGCCUCAUCUCACCAAUCAACUUCCCAGCAAUUUACAUCAUCCCUCUCCCAACCUUUUAAAUCUACUCCUCAGCUUUAUUCUCCAAUUCUGCCAAAGGGUUUCAGCCCAAAACGUCAACUGUACUUCUUUCCGUAGAUGUUGCCUGGCCUGCUGAGUUCCUCCAGCAUUUUGUGUGUGUUGACCACUCAGCAAUAAAAUUAGAGAAUUGCCGAAUAACUGUUUUCAGUGGGACGGAUAGAGACCUGGCCUGAGUAGACUGGUGUUCUGUUGUUUUCAUUGCUGUAGGGUUAAGGUUGUGAAGGUCUGUUCAAAAACCCGAUGGUUGUAGGAAAGUAGCUGUGCUUGAACCUGGUCGUAUGGGACAUCAGUAGAAGCAAAAAGAUGGCAUGAUCUGGAUGGUGAGAAUGCUUGAUGAUCGAUGCCACCUUCCUGACACAGUUCCUCCUGUAGAUGCUGUCACUGGGGUAAGGGCUGUGCUUGUGGUGGACCAGACAACGUCCAUUACCCUCUGCAGUUCCGGUUUAAGAUGGUGUUGCUGAGAGCAAGUGACAUCUU